Penicillium concentricum is the source of this 1545-nucleotide messenger RNA. Its product is annotated as CoA-acylating methylmalonate-semialdehyde dehydrogenase. Bases 1 to 1545 code for a protein of 514 amino acids. Gene Ontology annotation, biological process: thymine catabolic process; L-valine catabolic process. The record is from RefSeq and is a predicted model, not a curated record. Gene Ontology annotation, molecular function: methylmalonate-semialdehyde dehydrogenase (acylating, NAD+) activity; malonate-semialdehyde dehydrogenase (acetylating, [NAD(P)+]) activity. Lineage: Eukaryota; Fungi; Ascomycota; Eurotiomycetes; Eurotiales; Aspergillaceae. Gene Ontology annotation, cellular component: mitochondrion. The transcript has 2 exons.
AUGGCCCACCUCCUUACUUUGAACUAUAAAGGCGACCACAACAAGCCUGACACCAUCCACGAAACCCAAAACUUCGUCGAUAAUGAACUCGUCGGCUCCAAAACAACUAAAUGGAUCGAGGUCCACGACCCCGCAACAAACAAUGUGGUCUCCCGAGUCCCCGAAACAACCCUUGACGAGUGCAAGGCCGCAGUGAUCUCAGCCCAAAAUGCAUUCCCCGCCUGGAGAGACACCAGCAUCAUGAAGCGACAGGAAAUGAUCUUUAAAUUGACCCACCUAGUCCGCGAGAACAUGGAUUCGCUAGCAAUUUCCAUCGUUACUGAACAAGGCAAGACCUUCGCCGACGCAAAGGGCGAUGUCCUCCGCGGACUCCAAGUCUGCGAAACAGCCUGCGGAAUCACCACCCAGCUUCCCGGUGAGGUCCUCGAGGUAGCCAAGGAUAUGGAAACCCGUUCUUACCGUCUCCCGCUCGGAGUUGUCGCCGCGAUCUGCCCAUUCAACUUCCCCGCCAUGAUCCCCCUCUGGAGUCUCCCCAUUGCCAUUGUAACUGGUAACUGUCUAAUUCUGAAGCCGACCGAGCGUGCUCCCGGUGCCACUAUGAUCAUCGCUGAGCUCUGCAAGAAAGCCGGCUUCCCACCGGGUGUUGUGAACGUCAUCCAUGGUUCCAAACCGGCUGUUGACUUUAUCUUGGACGCACCGGAGAUCAAGGCUAUCUCCUUUGUUGGGUCGAAUAAGGUUGGCGAAUAUAUUUAUGAGCGCGGUACCGCGAACGGGAAGCGUGUCCAGGCGAAUCUGGGUGCUAAGAAUCACGCAGCUCUGCUGCCGGAUAGUAAUAAGAAGCAUGCUUUGAGUGCCAUCGCUGGUGCGGCUUUUGGAGCCGCUGGUCAGCGUUGCAUGGCGCUCAGCGUUUUGAUCACAGUUGGUAAGGCCCGCGAAUGGCUGCCUGAAUUGAUUGAGAACGCCAAGGGAUACCAGGCUGGAAGUGGAUUCAACGCCCGCUCUGAUCUGGGUCCAUUGAUCACACCCCAGAGUCGGGAUCGCUGUGUAGAUCUUAUCUCGAGUGCGGAGAAGGAGGGUGCUACUAUCGCCUUGGACGGUCGGGACCAGAAACCUGAGGGUUUCCCUAACGGAAACUGGGUCGGUCCGACUAUUAUCACCGGCGUGAAACCCGAAAUGAGAUGCUACCAAGAGGAGAUCUUCGGCCCUGUGUUGCUUUGCAUUGAAGCCGAUACAAUCAACAGCGCAAUCGAUCUGAUCAACAGCAACGAAUGGGGCAACGGCGCAGUCAUCUUCACCCAAUCCGGAUCUAGCGCAACACACUUCCAGAAGCGCGUCGAGUCCGGACAGGUUGGAAUUAACGUUCCCAUCCCCGUCCCCCUUCCCAUGUUCUCCUUCACCGGUAACAAGCGAAGUGUCGCUGGAACGGGACUGCUUAACUUCUAUGGCAAGGACGGUAUUCGAUUCUAUACACAGUGGAAGACUGUCACGUCGCUUUGGAGAACUGAAGAUGCUACUGAUCUUGAGAAGCCAACCUCGAUGACUUGA